AUGACACUAUACCUUGAGGGUGUUGAUAGUCAAUAUCUCUCAAUCCUCAAGGAUGGACCCAUUGUUCCUAAAGUAUGGCUUCGUCAUGGAAAGAGCAAAGACGAUGGUAACUCUUCAAAUGAUUCUAAUGAUGAUGAAGAGAAAUCUGACUCUACUAGAAGGUUCAUCAUCAAAGAUCCUUAUCAGUACAAUGAAGACGAUAAAAGAAAAGUUUCCUUAGAUACCAAGGUAAGGGCUAUCAUUGCCCUCUCUCUUCCUGAUGAUGUCUUCCAUUCCCUGGUAAACCUCUCUACUGCCAAGGACAAGUGGAACACUUUAUGUGUUCUGUAUGAAGGAACCAUUGAAGUAAAGAAAAGCAAGAAGAUUGGCCUUGUUAGGCAAUAUGAGCUCUUUGUGCACGGGAAAGGUGAAUCUCUCACUGAGUAG
This is a messenger RNA of Cynara cardunculus var. scolymus (artichoke), 426 nucleotides long. RefSeq lists its product as uncharacterized. The coding region runs from base 1 to 426 and encodes 141 amino acids. NCBI's taxonomy places the organism in Eukaryota, Viridiplantae, Streptophyta, Magnoliopsida, Asterales, Asteraceae. The transcript has a single exon. The record is from RefSeq and is a predicted model, not a curated record.